This is a messenger RNA of Lithohypha guttulata, 1743 nucleotides long. RefSeq lists its product as uncharacterized. The coding region runs from base 1 to 1743 and encodes 580 amino acids. Lineage: Eukaryota; Fungi; Ascomycota; Eurotiomycetes; Chaetothyriales; Trichomeriaceae. The transcript has 2 exons. Gene Ontology annotation, biological process: double-strand break repair via nonhomologous end joining; DNA recombination; nucleotide-excision repair, DNA gap filling. The record is from RefSeq and is a predicted model, not a curated record. Gene Ontology annotation, cellular component: DNA ligase IV complex. Gene Ontology annotation, molecular function: DNA ligase (ATP) activity; DNA binding; ATP binding.
AUGCAAGCCGUGGCGGAGUAUGGUGCGCAGCGUUCAUCUCGAGCACCACUAACCAUCACCGAGCUCGACCACAACCUGGAUCAAGUGGCUGCACUGUGUGACUUCUCCGAUGUCGAGCUUCGAAAGCGGUAUUCCCAAUUGGACAGAUCCUCCUUAUCAAGUCAAUUGACGUCGAUGUUCCAGCGAAUGUCGAGCCUGGAGGUCAAAUGGGUUGUGCGAUUGCUGCUCAAGGACUUGACGCCGGCCACCGUUCCCCAAGAACUGAUGGUUGAGCUUGUACACCAGAGUCUGCCUCCUGUGCUGAGUGUGCUCGACUCAUUCCCUAAAGCUCUGAGCCACCUUCAGGAACGAGAAUCAACCUGUUCGGGCCAAGCUCGGCCACUGGUACCACAAGCUGGUACGCGUGUAAGCCUGCCCCACUUUGAGAAAGCGCGCAGCAUCAAGCAUGGCCAUUCUCUGAUGCGAGGACAAGAAGUUAGUGUCGAGCGCAAGUACGAUGGCGAGUAUUGUCAAGUGCAUAUCUGGCAGGACAGCAAUAGUCGAAAGCCAGUGAUCAAAUUAUUCUCGAAAAGCGGUCGAGAUUCAACCAUUGAUCGUGAUCCUAUCCUGCCGACGAUUCGACAGUGCCUGGGCGCAAGCAGAAUGGCAGAUCGAGUGCAGAAGCAUUGCGUCUUGGUUGGGGAACUUGUGGUGUGGAGUGAUGUGGUCCGCGACAUCAUGCCGUUCCACAAGAUUCGGAGACACGUCACCCGUGCGGGACGCCGUCUGGGUUACCAAAAAGACUCCUCAACAGAUCCAGAUGAGCAUCUGAUGAUCGUCUUCCACGACAUCCUGCUGUGGGAUGACCACAUCUGCAUUUAUGAGACUUACAGGCAGCGACGACAACACCUCCAGAAGCUUGUUCAGUCGGUUCCUGGCCGAGCCGCGAUCGGGCGUCAAAUCGUGCUCGACUUUACUGCCACUCGAGGUACGUCUGCACUGGCUCGCGAGAUGGCGUAUGCACUUUCGCAGAGAUGGGAAGGUCUGGUGCUGAAAGCGUGUCGCGAUCCAUACAUCGGUGUCCAUGGCGGAGUCACACAGUACGUAAAGGUGAAGAAGGACUAUAUACCAGGCUUAGGCGAUUCGGUCGACCUGCUCGUCAUUGGUGGUCGAUGCGAUCCUGUGGCAGCGGCAAGCUUGUCACUGAUGCCGGGAACGUGGACAAGCUUCUUUCUGGCCUGUCAAGAGGUGGAUCAAGAGGGCUGUCGUGUCGAGUUCAGUCCUUCGUUCCACAUCGUGGGCACUGUUUCACAUCCAUCGAUCUCAAUAUCCAACAUUCACUUUCUGAAUGCUCAUGGCCGUCUAUCUCAGUUCCAGUUCUCUAUGACGGGACAACAAAUGCAGAUCCUAACGGAACUGACGGGACGGUCCCUUCCGACACAUCUAUUCUCGCAGGCUGCCGUGGUUGAGGUGAUCGGUGCGGGGUUCGAUCGGCCUUCAAAUGCACGAUAUCUGACACUCCGAUUCCCUCGUAUGCUCAAGGUCCAUCUUGACCGUCCUCCAGGUGAUGCUAUUGGCUCAGUCAUUCCCAAGAGGAUCAAGAGACGGGCCAGUUUCUCACCAGUCCAUUCAAGCACUAUAAAGAAAUGCCGGCGGCCCGACGUUACAACAAAGGCGCUUGGCGAGGCAUACACGCAGAGCAUGGAGGAAAGCAAUCCAAUGGAGAUCCCAGACAGCCAGGAAGAUGCUGAAGGUGCAGGUUAG